This is a messenger RNA of Prorocentrum cordatum, 2757 nucleotides long. NCBI's taxonomy places the organism in Eukaryota, Dinophyceae, Prorocentrales, Prorocentraceae. The record is from the annotation of a GenBank genome assembly.
AUGGCGGCAUCCGAGGGCGUCCCUGCCCGGCGAGGGGCCGCAGAUGCGUCGGGGCCUUCGAGGAUGUCCUCUUCGGGCGACGUCUCGCUGAGCUUCGAGGGCCUCCUGCAGGAGCUGGACGAGCUGAGGGCCCGGCUGCUCGACCAGCACAGGCGAGAGCUUGCCCUCCAGCCGCUCACGCCAGGCUUGGAUUCGACCACAUUUCAGGCUCCUGAUGCAGAAGGCGUCUCUCUGGCGUCUGGCCUGGAGAACUCGGCGGUCUCGCGCCCAGGCUUGAUGAUGACUCGUACGUCGUCUACCCCUUCGGGCCGCCAGAGCGACCACACGGCGCUCAGGUCGUCGGCGACGCCGAGCGAUCGGCAGAGCGAGCGGGCCUUCUGUGAGCGCAAGCAGACGAAGUGGAGUCAGAGCGAGCGCUUCCUGCUCCUGGACAGCUGGAGGGACAAGGUGCCCGCAGCGAGGCUCGCAGAGCUCGAGCCGGAGUCGAAGCGUCGCAGGCCGGUGAUAAGCAUGUUCACGUCGAGGAUGGCGCGUCCGAGCAGCAUGACUGUUGUGAACCCCCUGGAGGUAGCAGGCAUGUCCACCACAUCGACAGGGCUCCUCUCCAGGUUCGUCAUGCACCCCCAGUCCCCACUGGCCUGCGUCUGGGGCACUGUUGUUUUGAUGAUGAUCGCGUACGACACCGUAACUGUUCCCCUCUACACGUUUUACAACUUCGAGCAGUUUCCGCAGGCCAUAGAGAUAAUGGAUUGGAUGGCCAGAGUAUUCUGGGCCAUCGAUAUCUCUAUAUCGUCGGUGACUGGCUUCCACAAGGAGGGCUACUACGUAGAGAUGAGGCCCAGAAAAAUAUUCGUUUGGGCAUAUCUCACGUCGUGGUUCUUCUUCGAUCUCCUCGUUGUCUCGGCCGAUUGGCUUUGGGUUGCGCUGCACUAUCAGAGGGCCCUGUCGCCGGUGCCUGUGCUGCGGGGUCUGCGCUUCGCUCGCCUCAUCAGGUUGCUGAGGCUCAGCCGGCUCGCGCAUGUUAUCAACGAGAUGUUAUUGUGGUUGUGCCACGGGGCCACGUUCCUCAUCAGGAUCAUCAAAUUGAUAGUGGGGCUUGCCAUCAGCAUCCAUAUUCUCGCUAGCAUUUGGUUUGGUCUGGGCUCUGUCUCCAGCUCUGGAUGGGUCUCUCAGGAGCCGCUCAUGGACUCGGCGGCGUUGUCGGCGCAGUAUAUGAUGUCAGUAAGUUGGAUAAUCACCCAGUUGCAUGGCACGAGCCUCGUUCGCCCUCAGACGUUUUUGGAGAUGCAGUUCCAGUCGUUGGUGCUCCUGAGUGCAAAUGCCUUCUUCGCGGUCUUCAUUGCAAACCUAGUGCAGGUCAUGAUGGCCAUCACGAACGCACACAGCCUGCAGAUGCAGUACACCUGCAGGCGCUACCUGCGCCGCCGUCGAAUCUCCCCCGAGCUUUCGAACAAGCUGCAGCUGCACUUCGGGAAGAUGAGCAUCGGCACCGCCCUGCAAGACAGCCAGGAGGAAGAGAACAAGCUGCUCGAGUCGCUGCCGCUGGCCCUGCAACAGCAGCUCCACGAGGAGGUGCGCCUGCCUCUCCUGAGCAGCACGAGGCUGCUCAAGACGCACGGCCUAUGCAACUACCGCCUGCUGAAGACGCUGUGCUGCGACGCCGUCUCCGGGCUUUUCUGGAAGCCUGGCGAGCUGAUGUUCACGACCGGCGACUCUUGCACACGGAUGCUCGUCGCUGAGUCAGGGAGCAGCGUGUACAUCCCAGGCGGGUGCAGGGUCGAUUCCAACGGAAUCAGCUUGCCGUCUUCUAUCCGCACCGGAGCCUCGACGCGCAUUUCCGAGUUGUCGGCGGGCACCCAGAGGAUAGUCGUGCGCCGGGAACAGUGUUUGUGCGAGGCGUCCUUGUGGACGCGGUGGACGAACCGCGGCGAGCUGUCUGCGGAGGGCGACUGCACAAUGCUGGCCGUGAACCAGGCAGAUUUCGCCUCUAUCGUCAGCAACUACGAAUUCGUCUACGCGGCCGCCCUCAAGUACGCGAGCUGCUACCUCCUCUGGCUCAACGACAGGAGCGCCGAGCAGGGGGUCUCCGACAUGAUGGACCCCCCAAGGCACCUCCUCGAAUACGCCGAGGCGCCGAUCGAUACUGGCAGCCCGUUCGUGUUCAUCUCGCACUUCAAGGAGGAGGCGGGCUCAGACGCUGCGCUCAUGGACGAGGGGAUCUCUCGGAUCAUCAGGGGCGAUCCAGAGCACCCAGCGUUCCGCCUCGACGCGCCGACCUUCCUGGACUCCAACAACCUCGACGACAUCAGGCUGCUCAAGGGCGUCGUCCGGAGCAGCCACAACCUGCUCCUGCUGCUCACCGACAGGGUGCUCUCGAGGCCUUGGGUGUUGAUCGAGAUUGUGACUGCCAUCAAGUAUGGCGUACCCAUCCAAUUGGUGCAAAUCCAGCGCCCGGGCGUGGACUUCAAGUUCCCCACGGCGGAGGACAUCAAGCGGCUGGCGGACGGCAAGGAUCUCAGCCCGGACGCCAAGGCCAUCCUGAGGGCCGAAAAGAUCACCAAGAGCGACCUGAAGGCCAUCGGGCAGAUCUUCGGCAAGAUCGCGCUGCCUUUUUCCCCCCACAGGUCGCUCACGGUCCGCCAGGCCGAGCUGCAGGACAUCAUCUCCCGCUGCGAGUUUGGGCAGUCGAGGAGCCGGCUGAUGGGAAAGAGGCUGGACGAGGAUGAGGCCGAGGCGCUCGCCCAGACACCGGUGUAG